AACGAAGCGCUCGAUCGCCAGUGCACGAGCGCCGAGAGAGAACUGCAGCGGCAACGAGCACUCGCCAUAACACGUUCCAGCGAUAGACCGUCUGUUAUUCAACACAGACCCAAGAAUUUCUUCUUUCUUUUAGGUACAUCCGACCGUGCGUGCUGCAAGAUGUUGCAAAAAGUGGUAGGGUCGUGCUCUCUUGCCUCUCGGAGAGGUUUGUGUGUGUGUGUGUGUGGGAGAGAGACGCGCGCAAAGAUAAAUGUUCAAUUUAAUUUAAGAUUAACAGAUAGGAUACUACUGAUGUUAGUUGGUCUAAAUUAAUUAGGGUAGUCACAAGUUCACUUAGUUAUAUGGGUUCCCUUCAAGACACGAUCGAACUCUGUGUUUGGAUAUGUCUCAUAACUGUGCAGCUCAGGGGGCCCGUCAUUACCCGCCACUGCUCGUACUGUACUACCGAGAGAGAGAGUGUGUGUGUGUGUAUUGAGUCAAUGCGUCUUUCUCUUCUCUGUAGGUUUAACUGCUUCGAGUACAGCGAUGGUUUUACCUCCAUGCUGAGAAAUGACAUGUAGCUUUUAAAUUGAAACAAUUUUAUUGAUUGAAUAGUGAAAAUCGUGUCAUUUUAUCGUCUUGUUUGGACGUGCGAGCACAAUCACGUGCUUUCCAUAAAUCACGCCGGCGCUGACUGACGUCACAUGUUCGAAAUUAGAAUGUUCAGAAUCUGCAUAUAAUCAUUCUGCUUGAUCACUUUCGAAACCUAGUCUGCUUGUUUGCAUUCUGCUCUACUGCAAGAUUCGCUCUGCUUUACAGCAAUAUACACGUUGCUUCAUUGCACUCUUGACCCAAGGGUCCAAUAUAUCAAGUCUGCAGUCUGUCUGCAAGACAUUGCAUUUAUCUAGAUUUUAGAAAAUUCAACUGGUUCCCAAAAACAAAACCAUGCUGAUCACUGCCAGUCUGUUGAUGCUGUGGUGGUACUCCACUAGGGUGAAAAAUAAUUCACCAGAUACAGUUAAAGAGGAGGACACCAAACAACAACAAAUCUCCAGAAAGACAACCAAGAGUCAACUGGAGUGGCAUUUCACAGAAGGAUCUGAGACUCCCACUACCUCUGCAUCUGACACAGUCUCUGAGACUGACAUUGUGCCUGAGACUAUUAUUGUCCCUAAGACUGAAAUUGUGCCUGAGACUGGGACUGUCCCUGAGAAUCCCAUUGACCCUGAGACUAACACUGUCUCUGAGACUGUUAUCGUCCCUGAGACUGACAUUGAACCUGAGACUGACAUUGUGCCUGAGACUGUUAUUGUCCCUGAGACUGAAAUUGUGCCUCAGACUGGGACUGUCCCUGAGACUAACACUGUCUCUGAGACUGUUAUCGUCCCUGAGACUGACAUUGAACCUGAGACUGACAUUGUGCCUGAGACUGUUAUUGUCCCUGAGACUGACAUUGUGCCUGAGACUGGGACUGUCCCUGAGAAUCCCAUCGUCCCUCAGACUAACACUGUCUCUGAGACUGAGAUUGAACCGGAGACUGAAAUUGUCCCUGAGACUGUCAUUGUCUCUCUGACUGACAUUGUCCCUAAAUCCGUCAGUGUCCCUGAGUCUGACAUUGUCCCUGAGAGUAUCAUUGUCUCUGAGACUGACAUUGUGCAUGAGACUGACAUUGUCCCUGAGACUGACACUGCCUCAGAGAUAACACUGCCCUUGACACUGACACUGCCUCUGAGACUUUCACUGCCUAUAACACUCACACAGCCUCUCAAACUGAACCUCCCUCUGAAACUGGCCCUGCGUCUGAGAAUGACAAUUCCACUGAAGGUGACACUGCCUGUCAGACUAACACUGCCCCUCAGAAUGAGCCUGCCUCUCAAAUUGAGACUGCCUCAUAGACUGGCACUGCAUCUCAGACUGACAGUGCCUUUCAAACUGAUAGUACAUUUCAGACUGGCACUGCCUCAAAGACAACACUGCCUCAUAACUUCCACCGCCUCGAAGACUGACACUGCAUCGGAGCCUACCUCUGCCUCUGAGACUGACACUACCUCAGAGACUGACCAUACCUCAGAGACUGACACUACCUCUGAAGCUCCCACUGUCUCUGAGUCUGACUUUGAAAAUCAGAUGGCUGCUGCUUCUCAAUGGAUCUGAUCCAGCUACUGCUUCUCAGACAUCCACUGUCUCUGAGACUGACACUCCCUGAAGACCUGAGCCCCUUUUAACAUAUAGAAUCUUUUCCAUUCUUUAUAUGUUGCAAUAAAAAAAAAAAAAAAUGAAAAAAAAAAAAAAAAAAACAUUACACUACAUUAAUUGCUUAUUUUCUGUACUAUUCUUAAAAGGAAGGGAAUUCAUGCCACAGUUGAGUCGAUGAUAGGAGCAUUGCUUUUCAUGUUUAAAAUCAUUCCACAGUAGAAAGCAUUGUUAAAUAAUAUAUUAAUUAUAUGGUAUUCAAUGAUGUUAUCAAUAUUUAACUUCCCCAGUGCAGUAUUGACUAUUUAAGCAGAUUCCAUGUCAAGACUGUCAAAUUAGCUCAAAGGGCAGAAUCAAUAUUAUAAUUAACUAAUCUGUUUGUCCAGUAAACAUUCAGUGCAAUUUCAUAUCAACUCUUAAGAAAUAUUAUUUUCAUUACCACAGAAAAUAAUGUGUUAAGAGUACUAAUGCAUUUAGAGCAUGUAGCAAGAUUGGCUCGUUAAAGGGACUUAAACUGUAAAUUCAGACAUACUACUCUUUACUCCCUGUUUUUUACCUUAAAUAUGUGAUUUCAGACGCAGCCUGUGUUUUGAAGGAAUUAAUAAACUAAGUGAUUCAGUUAUUCACUCAUAAAGAUGGUUGUUUCUUUUCAGAUUGAAUCAAUAUUUUUAAUAAAUUGGCUUACUAAAUGUUUCAGUGAUUCACUCAUAAAUACAGUGGUUGCAUCCAAAUAUGCCCGCUUCCUUAGCUAUUAUAUAGUGGUCAAUAAAUACAUAAUAAUAAUAAUAAUAAUAAUAAUAAAACAGUAUGUUGAAACAGUGGUAUGUCUAUAGUAGUACACAUAAAUAAUAUGUAAUUACUAUUCAAAAGAAGCACUUAUAAAGAGAAUAUGCAGUUUUGGAAGCAGCCAGUUAGUUGAUUCGUUCCAGAAUAAAGCCAUGGUGUAUUUAAUCGGUUGACUGAAGAGUUCAACGAUUCAUUCAUCCAAAUGUAGCACAUGGCAGUCCAGAAGCAAAUGGUUGAGGUAUAUUCUGUGGACUGUUCUUUGCAGUACUGCUCUGAACAAUGAUGGCAGAAGACACAGGGUCAGCAACCCAAAAGAUACUAGUGCCCAGACUGCAUCAACAUCAGACACCUGUAUAAAACCAAACAAAAACAAUAUUAGGAAAUGUGGAUGAUCAGUUUUAUGUGUCCUGCCUACACUGCCAUGCCAUUGGGUCAGUUCAUCCAAACUUGAAAUUUAUGUCAUCAUUUACUCACCCAUGAGUUUUGUUUAUUUUCAGAACACAAAUGAAGGCAUAUUCACUGAAAUCAGAGAAAUUUCUGUCCUUCAACUGAAUGUCUAUAGUAUUUACCCAAAACUUUAGACAGUUGAUCAUAUAUAGCGAGCAUGUCUCUUUAGAAGACUUGAUCUGUUUUUCCACCAUAGGGCCACACCGUUGGGCUGAUAACACUAGAGCUCUUUGGAAUGCAACACAAAUGUGUCAGUCAUUGCCUUGGUAAUGCAAGAGUUAAGAUACAGUACCAGAUGUAAAUAGCACCAAUGUUAUGAAGGAUUAAAUAUUUAUUUAAAUUUUACUAUUAACGUAUUUACUUUGCUCAAAUAGAAGGCUUGGCCAGCUACAGAGAAACUGGUAGAAACAUCUUUUUAUUUGCAUGUUGAGCAGUUUCUGCUACUACAAAACCUAUACUCAAAACUUUCAUUUAGACACAAUAAGACAACGUUUGAAUAAUAUGUAUUUAUUUAUUUGUUUAGUAAGUUAUUUAGUUAGUUAGUUAGCCGCAGACGCGGAGUUGUCAAGGUAACAUUUGGUCAAACAGACCCACUGCCUGGGAGGUCCAAACGCUUACACAAGACAGUAUUGCACACACCCUUGAAAGAUCUCACUUAAAGAGCUCUGCCCUUCGAAGGGAGUAGGAAGUAUGGGAUCAUGCUCACGUAAAUUUGAAAUUCGCCCCUAAAGUUUGGUGUAUCCAUGGCAGCAGAACUCUAGACGAUCACUUCGACGGCUCUGCUGCUUUAGGAUGAGUCAGCCUUGUAAAUACAGCAACAAAGUUCUCAUUGGUAAUUGGGCAGAGGAGAGAUUACAUGUAGGUAUAUGUGUGGCUUUAUCAAGAUCACUGUAAUUUUGUAUUCAUAGUUUAUAGAUAGAAUUGUGUUUGUGUGAAUUUCUCGACUUUUACUUGUGAUCUCGACAUAACAAAAGUUGUUUUAUCGUUAUCACAAAUUAAUUUUCUCGUGAUUUCAACAUAAAACAUGUUUUAUUCUUAAAACGACUUAAUUUUCUCGUGAUUAUGCGACAAACGUAAAAAAAAGUUGUUUUCCUUCCACAAUUAUUGUUUGAUUUUAUAAUAAAAUGCAUCUCAUCGACAGACGCUAUCUUAUUGUAAUGUUAUAUACAUAUAUAGUAUUGUGGAUAUUUUUGUUUCGUUUAAUAAUAAAGUCUACAAUAAAUACAUGUAGACUAAUCAAUGCUGAUUUCAAGAAGCAGUGGAAUAAAACGAGGUUUGACUUUUAUUCCCCUUUAAACCACUAGGUGGCACACAAAUUUACAUAAUAAUAAAUAGCUGGCAGACUGUCAUUUGUUGACAUGACAUGGUUCGAUUCAGAUGGUAAAUAUCAUAGUUAUUAAUCACAUCAUAAAAUAAAAUAUCGUGUUUAAUGUUACUACUGUAAAGAUAUAUACAAUUAUUAUGGCAUCUCCAGUGCUUUUAGAAUGUUUACUUAAUUUCGUGUUUCUGUAUUUUUAAAAUGAAUACAUUUGAAAUAGUAUUCUAAACUGAUACUAACUGAAGCUAAAUGUCAUUAUGCAAUGUUUACUGUUCCUGCUAUAAUUUUAUUAUAAGUCAGAAAUAGUAUGACUAUGCUAUACUGUUUUUUUUUUUAUUUUAUUAUUAUUAUUUUUUUUAGAUAAAAUUCAAUAUUGCAGACUUGGGAACAUUGCUUAAGUUUUUUUUUUUUUUUGCCUUUGGC
Molecule: messenger RNA, 5146 nt
Organism: Cyprinus carpio (common carp)
Lineage: Eukaryota; Metazoa; Chordata; Actinopteri; Cypriniformes; Cyprinidae
Source: RefSeq, a predicted model, not a curated record